GGUCGCGGCGGUCAACCGGCUCCGCGCGUUUAUUCCGGCCCGGCUCUUCGCACACCCAGUCUCCGGAGAGUCUCUCACCUGACCAGUUUCGCCAGCGUGUCCAUCCGUGCACGUCGUCUGCGGUGUUCACUCGUCGUCCGUGAUCGUCUCGCGCACGUCGUCGUCGUAUUUACCACAGCAGUUGCGUACCGGCGCGGUGUAUACAGUGCGCUCGUUUCGUUCGUCUCCGUAUUUCAUUUAUUUAUUAUUUAUAUAUAUAUAUUUUCUAUUCACUCCCCCGUCCGAUUUUCAUCCGUUUCACCGUACGUGGUACAGUAAUCGUCCCCGCGAUACCGCAUCCGCCCCCCUUCCCGUGUUAUGCGCGCGACAUGAACAGAUACUACGAGGCGUACCCCAAGACCGGCAGCACUAUGUUGACGCUGCCGCCGCCACCGUUGUCCGACCCGUCGGCCACGUGGAACUCGUACAGCUCGGAGCCGGUGAAGGCGUUGCAGGGCAAUCGGAUCAAGCCGGACCGGAACCGGCACGCGGUCAACGUGCAAAAGAUGCAGUGGCGUAACUCCAACUGGGUGGACGGGUUCCCGGAGCUGGUCAGCUCGAUGACCAUCGCGGACGUGAGCCCGAGGUUCGCCGUGAAGCGCAUACUGCUGCUGUACGAGAACGCGCAGUACCGCGAGGCGGCCAACUUCGUGAACCGGCUCAGCCAUGGCACGUUCAAGGCGAUCCUGGAUCAGCUGCCCGUCGACCUGUUCGUUGAGGCCAUGCCGCACAGUCUGUCUAUACUGGAGGCGCUGUACGCAAAGGUGUUCCUGUCGUCCGACUGCGGCAUCAAGGUGCUGCGGCCCGACCACGUGCUCAUGCGGCUGGUCAAGUUGUUCACCGGCACCACGGGCGGCGCGGAACGAUGGUUGGGCAGCACGCGCAAGCUGCUCAAAGUGAUCGUGUUGUCCGAACCGAAGCUGCGCAAGGCGCUACAGGUGCGGCGCCGCUCGCUGGACAAGGCGGUCGAGGGCCUGGGCCAGCACGGCCUGGUCGGCACCAGCGACGAGACGCUCACCAACCUGCACGACGCGCUCAAGGUGGAGUUCCAGAAGUUGGUGGAUACGUACAAAGCGGCGCUGCUCAAGCUCGAAGAGCUCAGCUUAUCCGGCAAACGGGACGGCGUGAGUAAGGGACCGGCGCCGGUGCAGGCGUCGCAUCAGCGGCAGUUGUCCCUGCAGCAGACCGACAUCCAAGAGCGGCUGAUCAAGAACAAAACGCUGCUGAACGUCGUUGAACCCGUGCUGGAGAACAAGUCCAUGGCCAUACUGCUGACCAUCCUAAAACGGCGGGUCGAGUACGACAAGGACGCGUUGUUCCAGUUCACGCAGCUUAGGAAGGAACUUAAAGUCGAGUCGGAGCACGUGGUCGCACCGCUGCUAAUGAGAUACUCGCACGCUUGCGAACAGGUUUUGGAACUGAUGAAGGAAGUCGCCGAGGACGAAGAUUCCAGCGAUAUAUCUGGCUAUCAUUCGGACUCGGACAGUGCUAUAAUGAUGUCGGGAAAUUCACCUUAUGUCACCAAAAGAGCAAGACACAAUUUCAUUUCACGAUCAGUGCGAUCGAGCAGCAAUCACAGCACACGCACCAGAUUGGUAAUGAGCACCGGAUCGAGUUCGGCGAGUCCACCGGACGGCGCGGAAUCGUCGACGACAGCGGCACCGAAUUGGGAAUGGUCCACCGAGAAAUCGAUGAAUACGUUGACCUGUUGUCGUAAGUGUGGACCGCAGGCGGCUUUGCAAUUGCAGAACGUAAACGAUGACCGAGAAAAGUUAGCCUUGCAAACGGAGCUGGAAACCACCAAACUCGAACUUGAAAGAACUAAAGCUAAACUCGAGUCCUUGGCCAAAGCUGCUAAGCAAACACAGGCUUCCAAGGAGUUGAGCGGCUCGAGAUUGGUAAGAUGUUACGGCAACUUGUACUCGCAAGCUCGCGUUGAAGCGCUGGAAAAAUUAGACACGUUGCCGCAGCUUGUCGACGCUACAGAGCUUAAGUCGAAAAUCCUCUUCUCCGUCGUCGUCUUGGCGUUUAGGUCGACGCAGGCCAUGUUGAACCAGAAGAAAGAGCAAGUGAAACGAUUGUUGUUCUAUCCAACGCCGUCCGGAUCCGCGCACGUCGAGCUCGAAGCUUCCAUCUGCACGUACCUAAGGAGAACAGUGGAUACGUUCGAUUUGACCCAGUGCAUCGAGGAAGUGAGUUCGCAGUUGUGGGCAACGUUGUACGACUACCCGUGUUUGAAAUCUUGUGCCGCACUUCAUCAAUACAUCUGUGACGCGGUGCGUUUAGCUUGGGCACUAGUGAAUCAGACGCCAAGUUAUGUGUUGGAAUACGAGCAGAGAUCGUUCAAACGGGACCUACACGUCAGGUACCAUUCGUCGAACUUGGAGAGCAAUCAGGUUCGGACAUACUUGUGGCCCGCGUUGCUUGAAGGGUCGACAGGGCCGUGCGUACACAAAGCGGUUGUGCUGACUUAGAAUUUCGUGCUAAGAAAAUGUUGUUAAAUUAUACUAUUAUCGUAAUACACGCACGCACAUAUCAUUUCGAUGUAUUUAGAUUUGGCCAAUAAGUAAAUCGUUAAGCAAUAGUUUAUAAUAUUACAUUUUUUUUUUACGUAAACGUUAACAGUAUAUUAUACACAGUACACAUUCGUAUUUG
Molecule: messenger RNA, 2694 nt
Organism: Sipha flava (yellow sugarcane aphid)
Lineage: Eukaryota; Metazoa; Arthropoda; Insecta; Hemiptera; Aphididae
Exons: 8
Coding region: 369-2513 (714 amino acids)
Biological process (GO): mitochondrial protein catabolic process; mitophagy by internal vacuole formation
Cellular component (GO): mitochondrial outer membrane
Source: RefSeq, a predicted model, not a curated record